CCGACGAGCACCGCCAUGGCGCUGGCACGGCGGCUGCUCCGCCUGCGCCCCCACCUCGCCACGCUCCCGCUCCCUUCCCCCGGCACCCCGCGCCUCCUCCCGUCCCGCACCUACAUCUCCGACAUGCGCCGGUCCGCCUUCAUCGACCGCCUCCUCCGCUCCGUCCGCUCCGAGAUCUCCUUCCUCGACAACUCCGCGCCGCCACCAUCGCCCCCGUCCCCCGCGCCCUUCGCCGUCGAGGACCGCCCCGGCGAUCAGUGGGCCCGCCUGCGCCGAGUGUUCCCCGCGGCCGAGGGGGAGGAAGAGGAGGUCAGGGUGGACGCCACAUUGGUCGACGGCGCGCUGCCGCCCUCCCGCUCUGGCGCGGACACGGGCGCCCCGCCCAGGUUGCACAUCAGCGUCAAGGUCGAGGUCUCCAAGGCCGCGCGGCCAGGGGUGGCGCUCAACUUCGAGUGCUCCGCGUGGCCUGACGAGAUGGAGGUGCAGAGGGUCUUCCCCGUCCGCCGCGGCGGGACUUCGCCGGUGCAGCAGUACGUCGGCCGCCAGUUCAGUGAGUUAGAUGAGGACAUGCAAAGUGCGGUGCGAGAUUACUUGGAGCAAAGAGGAGUGAACGAUGAGCUUGCAGCGUUCCUGCAUGCGUACAUGGAAAACAAGGAGCAUGCUGAACUAAUAAGAUGGUUGAAGAACAUUGAACUUCAUGUCAAAAACUGAACAUUCAAGUUGGGUUAAUUAGUUUGUCUUACAACACUUAGUGCCCAUGGUCACAACCUUGGCACUUUGACAUUAGUAUUGUUAUAUUGGAAGUUUAUUUUUGUUGCGCCAGUUGCACAUAUUGUUGGCAGUUUGGCACUUUGACAUUAGUGUUGCUGUAUUGGAAGUUUAUAAAAAAUAAACAUUCAAGAUA
Panicum virgatum (switchgrass) is the source of this 904-nucleotide messenger RNA. RefSeq lists its product as uncharacterized. Gene Ontology annotation, cellular component: mitochondrial matrix. The transcript has 2 exons. Lineage: Eukaryota; Viridiplantae; Streptophyta; Magnoliopsida; Poales; Poaceae. The record is from RefSeq and is a predicted model, not a curated record. Bases 16 to 711 code for a protein of 231 amino acids.